Molecule: messenger RNA, 1343 nt
Organism: Lucilia cuprina (Australian sheep blowfly)
Lineage: Eukaryota; Metazoa; Arthropoda; Insecta; Diptera; Calliphoridae
Gene: Cpr92A
Product: larval cuticle protein A3A
Exons: 3
Coding region: 182-820 (212 amino acids)
Cellular component (GO): extracellular matrix
Source: RefSeq, a predicted model, not a curated record
UCUCAGUAAUUGUUAACGCUUCGCAAAGUGUCGUUGUUCGCCAAAUCAAUUAAACGGCUUUAAGUUUUUCUUUAGAAAAUUUCAAAAAGGGAAGUCGCAUUUUAAGGCGACAUUUAAGUUGGUGUGAAAAUUUCCCUUAAAUAAAGGAUAUAGACAAAAGGAUUGUGCUUAUUAAAGGGAUAUGUUAAUGUUAAAGAUACUCUUUUUUAUAGUUUACAUAACUUUGGCUAAUUGUGGUGUUAUAGGUCCCUAUGGACCCCAUUAUGCCCACGAAGGUCCAUUACACUAUGGACCAUAUGCGCCUCAUGCUCCUGUAGCAUAUGCACCUGCACCAAAACCAGCGGCACCGGAACCUUAUGAUCCGGCCCCUAAAUACAGUUUUGGUUAUGACAUACAAGAUGGCUAUACAGGCGACUCAAAGAGUCAACAUGAAACUCGUCAUGGUGAUGUGGUCAAAGGCAGUUAUUCGGUUGUAGAUCCUGAUGGUACUAAACGCACGGUGGAUUAUACAGCCGAUCCUCAUAAUGGUUUUAAUGCUGUGGUGCGUAAAGAACCCUUGGCUUAUAAGGCUCAUGCUCCGGUAUCAGUAGUACCAGUACCGGCACCUGCUCCUCCUUUACCGCCAGUGCCUAAAGCUCCCGCCCAUAUACCGGUUGCUUUGCCCGUACCUGCACAUUAUGGUCCAGCUCCUGCACCAGCUCCAGCACCAGGCCCUUUGCCAGGUCCUCAUUAUGCUGCUUAUCCGGCUUUGCAUUACGGUCCCUAUGGUCCGGGACCAGGCCCGGAUGGUCAUCAUUUGGGUGCCUAUUAUCAUAAAUGAAUAUAUUUUAUAUUCUCUCGACUUUAAACAGCAUACGGCGACUUUUUUCAAUUACUUUUUUUCGCUCAGUUUUUUUUUCGUUUCAAAUCUAGUGCUUAAUUUCUAGUUUAUUUUUCCAGUCUAAACUUUCUGUAUAAAGCUCUUAAACUUUUACUGUUAUUUAUCCUUUUUUGUUAUUUUCCUUAUUUAUGCGUAUCUUUAAUUGCUAGUUUAUGUCCUCUUACUACCUCUUUUAGGGUUGUUUUGCUUUGCAACUUUUUGCCUUUAAUUCGCGUUUCCAGUUUCGCGUAAAAGCAUUUUCCGUUUAUAGGGUUCAUUCAGUUCAGUGUGUAAGUUGUGCUUUUGUAUUUAAUACUUCCUUCUUGUCUUAUUUUCCUCGUUAAUUUAAUUUCCUUUUACAAAUCUGUUGCUUUACUUGUACUUAAUUCUAGCAAAAACUUUUUGUAUAAAAAAAUAAUUUUUAAUUUAAUAAAUACAAUGUGUGUGUUGUUGUUUUCAUAUAAGAAAGUUAUUUUUUGGUAAA